UCUAUAAAAAUAAUUGCGUAAAAUAAUGCACUGUCCUUUUCAUGAAAUUGCUCAAUCACGCAUUUCCUCCCAUCUUUUUUAUUUUCAAUUGUCUUCCGCAUUUCAAUCGAAUCAUGGAGAAAUACUUACAUACAACAUAUGCAAAAAUUAUUGCGUAUUUAGAGGUGGUCACUAUUUACAUAUUUACGCAAUUUAUAUCUUGGCUUAAUUAUUUACUUAACUAUUUAAGGAGCAAGAAUUGUAUAGAGUUUUACAGUGCAGUUUUUAUAAGCAGUGAAGUCAAAGAUAAAACCAUCUGCAACUUAAAAUAAGUUCAAAUCAAAAUGAUACAAACGUCAAGUUUAAUUUGCAUCCUUGUGAUCGUCCAAAUUUGUGUGCAUACCAGUGCUGCAAAGCUGGACAAUACAAUUCAUGCAAAAUCAUUAUCCACCAAGGAUGAAAAACAGCAAGCCCGAUUUCUCGGCCUUGGAUUCGGCUCUGAUAUCAGUUUAGGAGUCGGAAUUUCGAAAUAUGGUGACCUUGGAGUCGGCAAUCCGUACCAUCAUCAUCAUGAACACGGUCACUACUACCCGGGUCACGGUUUUGGUCACUCUGGGGCCGGGUAUUAUGGAGGUCAUUAUGACUAUCCGAACCAAUUUUUCUCCGGGUAUUUUCCUCCUCACCACCACCACCACUUUGGAGGAAGAGGUUACCACCACUAUCAACAACAACAUUACCAUCACGGUAAUGCUGGAAUUUCGCCAUUUUUCGCUGGUGGAUUAGGAUCCCUGGCCAGUUUCGGGUUAGGUCUGGGCGGAGGUGGUUACUCGUUUCAUAAAUAAUUUAAAAAAUUGUUAUCAAUUAAUUAAUGAUUACCAAUUAAUUAAAUAAAAAUACAAUUUAAUC
This is a messenger RNA of Folsomia candida, 885 nucleotides long. RefSeq names its product pupal cuticle protein Edg-91. Bases 324 to 821 code for a protein of 165 amino acids. NCBI's taxonomy places the organism in Eukaryota, Metazoa, Arthropoda, Collembola, Entomobryomorpha, Isotomidae. The record is from RefSeq and is a predicted model, not a curated record. The transcript is spliced from 2 exons.